This is a messenger RNA of Motacilla alba alba, 9599 nucleotides long. RefSeq names its product pre-mRNA-splicing factor ISY1 homolog. The record is from RefSeq and is a predicted model, not a curated record. NCBI's taxonomy places the organism in Eukaryota, Metazoa, Chordata, Aves, Passeriformes, Motacillidae. The coding region runs from base 7374 to 8249 and encodes 291 amino acids. Gene Ontology annotation, biological process: generation of catalytic spliceosome for second transesterification step; mRNA 3'-splice site recognition. Gene Ontology annotation, cellular component: post-spliceosomal complex; Prp19 complex; catalytic step 2 spliceosome. The transcript has 5 exons.
UGCUGCCCUUUGGUGCAGGCUCUGUGCCUGCUACUCUCCAUUUCCUCCCUCAAUGAACCUCUCUGGAUUAAGCGUGCAAGAAGCCCUCCUGCUCUUCAUUCUGAGGUGCUUUAGGUGCUGGAAGGCUGUUCUCAGCUCUCCCCAGAGCCUUCUCUUCUCCAGGCUGACAGCCACAACUCUCUCAGCCUGUCUUCAUAGGAGAUGUGCUCCAGCCUUACUGAUCUUAGUGGCUCUUCUCUGGACUCACUCUGACAGAACUUCUUAGAUUUCAGACAUCUACUUGCUGUGACUUCUGCCUGCCUGCUGUACCUCAUGGUCCAGGAUAUUUUGCUUGCCUGGAAGCCAAGAAUCUCCUUCCCCAGAGGACAAGAUUCUUGAGCCUGCGUGAGAUAGUAAUAGCAAGCACAGAAGUCUGUCAGAAAGACUUGCAUGGUUAAGGGAGGUAACUGUGAAAGCUGAUCAAGUGGGAAGGACUUUCCUGGUCAGUCUAUGCUGUUGAUCUCUUGGUGAUGACUGAUAUAUUUUGUUAUGGCUAAGAAACUGUUGGUGCAAAGGAAGAAGAAGGAAGCUUUAUGUGCAUUGAAAGCCAAGCAAGUCAAAGUCCCUUAUCUGUUUGUUCAUUUGCUAAUCAGCUCCUACCCCUGUUGAUCUACAAACAUCCAUGCAUAAGUACAGAUAUUUAUAAAAAGUGGGACAAAGAUGCACUGCAGGUGAGUUUAUGGUCAUGACACUUUUGAUCUUGACUAUUUCUUAUGAGAGAUUUGUAUUUUCCAACUUUUGUUAAAAAAGACAGAACAAUGUAAUACGACAUUGGUCAAAGAUCUAUUGUCAUUAAAAUGAUAUUAAUAACUAAAUGAAUUCUGCUGCUUUUUUAAUUAGAUCAUUCAAGAAUGUAAGGAUGAAAAUUUGUCAAAGAGUUAGCUUAAAUGUACUUAAAAUUGGUAAUGAAUUCUCCUUCAUUUUUCUUAGCACUUCAUGAUGCUUCUUAUUGCCAGCUAAACAUGUAGUCCAUACUAAUAACAGAAAUUUGUCGAGUUGCUAGUUAAAAUUCUCCUGCUACUGGAUCUUUCUCUAGGGAGGACACUAUUCAACAAAAUUUGAAGCUCCCUCAUGUUAAGGAGAUAAUUCUACCCAAUCUAUCCACUUCAGUUCCCUCCCUCAGUAAAAAUGACAAUAUCCUAAUACAUAAUACUUGAGAAUAGAAAUUGAAAUAAUCACUUAUAAAUUUAUCCACAGCUGACAGCUUUAUUAAUCUCUGUAGCUGUUGUCAUUUGAUAAAGAACAACAUAUGAUAAAAAUUCUGCAAAUUACCUAAUUAGGCAUUCUGCAGCAGAAGCUCUGCUAUUAUAACAACCAGUAAUCAGGUAGAAGACCAAAACAAUAACAUUUGUCUUGGAAGAGAAAAGCUCUUUGAGAAUCUUCCUAAUUUAGGAUGAUCUAGCUACAAUCAAGGAAAGAAUAAUGACUCAUCGUCAAUGGCAAUAUUCUGGCAUGCAGCUAUUACUGCUAACAGAUGAAGAAAAAUUCUUGCAUUUGACAGGAAAUCUGUUUGCAAAAAUACCCUGGAGCACAUUUGUUACAGCAUACACAUAAAUAUAUCCUAGAACCUGAAAGCAGUCUUCAUCAGGAGAGCAGGACUUGGAGGAAAGAGAUCUAACAAGGCUUUUUUCUUUCCCCUGUCUUUUGAAGGAGGAACCUAACUAAUUUCAGUAGAGAUAUCCAGUGGAAAGCCGCUAAUGCAAUUCCUUUCAAACAUUAAUAACGCCUGAGUCAGUGAUGUAUUUUGUCUAAUGGGGAUGGUUUUUAUGAGGUCAUUGUUUGGCAUCUUAGUAUGACCUAGUUGCCAAAUGUUAGGAGAAAACAGGGCUUUGGUCCUUUGAGAAACUGUGACUAAAAAUGUUUAUUUUCUUCAGUUGACAGUAAAUGGAGCCUAGGCUAAGUAGUUAACACUGCAAACACCUGAUGUUAUGUGUGAUACCUCCAGAAUGUGUUAUGCCUCUGUGUUUGCUGGUGGUAUAUAUAUAUAUAUAUAAUCUCAUUGUCAGUGAGUCACAGAUAUUAUAGUCCUUCAAUUAAUAAUUAAAUACUGUGGAAAUGAAAUCACUACAAAGUUUUGAAACUUUUAUAAAUCUGCUUUUUUUUAUGUUGGCUCUUUAAUCUUGCCUUUGUUUGCAUAAAUGGCAUCUGCUUUUCUUUUUAAACUACCUUAUUAAACUACCUUUAUCUCAAACAGUGAGCUUUUAAUCUUAUUUUUUCCUGUCCUCUUGAGGAAGGGGAGUGAGAGACAGAGAGGCUGAGAUUUCUUGGAGGCAGCUAAAGUCAACCUAUCACUAAAUCAAAGAGAGCAGUGGAUAUUUUCUAUCUUGCCUUCAGUCAGGACUUUGAGACUGUCCUCCAUAAGAUCUUCAUAGAGGAGCUGUUCAUAUGUGGGCUGCAGGAGCAGACAGGGAGGUAGACUGAAAACUUGCUUGGCCCUGAGGGUGAAGAUGGGCAGCACAAAAUCUAGAUGGAGUUCAGUGAGCAGCAGUGCUCCCCAGGGAUCAACACUGAGCCCUGUCCAGUUUAAUGUUUUCAUUGAUGAUUGGGGUUGGGGCAGGGGUAGGCUGCAUACCCUUAGCAAGUUACCCAAAGUAGUUUUUAUCCAGUGUAACCCAGAACAAAUGAGAAAUGUCAAAUAAACUAAAUAUUCCUUUAGAUAGAGUUUGUUAUUUUUUAUGCAGUGAAAAUGCGUUUAGAUAUGAAUUUCCAAAGGCUACUAUUAUUGUGGUACAUUAGUAAUGUUUUGGAGCCAAAAUGGAUAAUCCUUUUUUUUUGUUUGAUUGUUUCUAAAUCUGUUUCCACACUUGUCUGUGCAUUUUUCUCUGAUAUAACUGUGCACCUCUAUUUCAAGCUUAGUUUAGUUAAAAUCUGAAAUGUAUUGGAUGAUUGAUUGGCUUGCUGGACUUAAGUCUACCCUGAAAAUUGGCAUGACCUGACCUUGUAAUGUUCUAUCUCUCUGCCCUGUUGUAGCAAUUUGAAUGAGACCCAUAUUUUAAUAGCCAUUCAUAGUGCUCCCAAAUGCCAAACCUCCUCAGCUUGGCUAUGGCCUUUACAAUUAUGAGUGGAAUAGCUUCCUUGUGCUGAGGAAUGGCUUUUACGCUAUGCUAUAACCUGAUAUAGAUUUUGCUGUAUUUCCUUGCUUUUUAGAGCAAGAGUGAGAAAACACAUAUCACAUCAAUUAUAACUUUAUUCUUCUUCUAUCCUUACCUACUCCCACUUACACUUUAUGGCUUGAUUGUUAGGCUGUUGGUGUCUGGGCUUGUAGCAAAGUUAGGUGUUCCAGAUUCUGCUUCUCCCUUUCUUGAGCACAGCACUAACAUGGAGAUUCUGUUUCUUCAGUGUCUUUCAGAAAGGUUUUAUACCAGAAUGAAUAGCAAGCUGGGAAGGAAGCCACCCAUUUCCUUUGCUUUUGGAGCUAUUGAGAGAAGACAUUGAACAUAAAUUUUAAUUCUGGUUCCGUCCUAUCAAGAAAUUCUACCAAGAAUUUCAGUUAUAAGAAGGCUGAAAAGAAUAAUACUGCCUCUAAGAAGUACUUGUUCUACUAAUCUAUCCUCUUUCCAGUGUCUUUUUUCCAGAUAUAUCAAUUUUGCUGGCCUCUGUUAGAAGAGGCUGAGGCUGCCCCCUUGCUGCACACAUCCAAUUCCACCUGGUUUCAAUGAACCCAAUGCAGGGCACAGCUGACCUUAUCAGCAAUGAUAGUGGUGCCUCUGGGAAAAUGCAUUCAAGCAAAGGCAGAAAACACCACAUGGGCAGAGGAAGAGGAAAGAAAAACAGUGAAAAAACAGAGGGAGCACAAAAGUCAAAGGAGGAGGCAGAACUCCAUGGGAGGACAGCUUUUUCCUUACCUGUGGGUGACCUGCACCAGAGCAUGUUUAUCCUUAUACUUAGUUCAGUUUUCUUUUCAAUGAGAAAAUACCAACAUGAGCCAACCUGAAGUAUUUUACUACUCACAUAUGUUUAAUAAACAUGAUUGAAAAGCAUGAGAAAGAACAGGAAUUUUGUGGGAUCUGAAAGUAAAAUAUUGUAAAAAGUGAGCAGUGAAAAGUCUGACAAUUCCCAGUGCUCAAAGCAACAAAAAUAAUGGAGUGAAAUGGUAGCUCUUGUUGUCAUGCAAUCAUUAUCAGCUCUCUGUGGGAGUUGUGUGAAGCUCCAGGAAGCUGGAUCCCAUUCUGAAAAUUCCAGACAUGCUGAGGCAGUGUCCACGCAACAGGUACUGUUUGUACUGGGUGAAUUAGUUAAUCAGCAGGAGAUCCAGGUACGCAGAGUCAACUGAGAAGAAACUCAACUGUCAGGUUUUCUGAAGAAAACUUUCUUUAAAAUUCUCCCACUAUUGUGUUAGAAUUAUUGUGUCUUUGUGUUACUGACCUUCUAGGUGUCCACAUAAUGUGUCCUCUGACUUAUGUUUGAACUUAAUCUUGGAAAAAAGGCUGAUUAUGUGUAUUUGUAUCAGUUCUGAGUUAGGAUAAGUAAAACUUCUGCUGAAAUAAUGCAUACCUUUCACUAUGUGCUAUUUCCCCACUCUACCAUGGUACUUACUGCACUGUUUAUUUCUCUCCAGGUCACAUUAGAAUGAAAUGUGCUGUCGUCAGAAGCCAUGAAGUGCAUAAUAAAAUGCCACAUGUUGGCCCUACCAGUAACAGAUGCAACUCCAGGGCUUCAGCAAGGUGUCCUUGCUCAAACCAGAGUUGAUGCCUUGAAAUAUUAAGAAAAAUUGUCGCAUAAAAAUUAUAUCAAAAGGGAAAACAGUAACUCAUAAAUAAAAUUCCAAAUUCAAAUUCAUGUAAAAGGGUUCCAGUAAGCCUCUCUGUAAUAACUCUGGACUCAAUUUCUUGAAAAAUUCAAGAAAUAUAGCUAUAGGUAACCAAACAGAUACUAGAUUUUGGUUUCUACAGUAAAACUGUUUUCAACUCAGGGAUAUAUAUGAAAGUAAAUAUAUUAAAGUAAACACUUCAAAUCAAAACAGACAGAAGGUGUGAGCUAUUGAAAGUAUAAGGCUAUUACUAAAUUUCAGGCUAAGAUUACAGUUGUGGAUGUAUGAAUUACAAUAAGCUACUGGUAGUAAAAAAAAUAACACAAUUUAAUUAAAAUAGUUGAUUAUCUCAUGGAAUUAUAUUAGCUAAAAACUUGGAAGUUUUUUUAAGAACUUAUUAUUGCUUCCAAAAUAUUUAAGAAAAAAACAGAAGCUGCAAAGUUUUUACUGCAGUGAUCCUAUGGGUGAUGAUGACAGAAGCCCUCUUUUCAAGGGUUGUGACUUUCACAAGUGCCAAACCAAAUUUACUUCAGUUAACAUAAAAUUAAAUUAAAGUAGAUAAUAAACCAUGUGUAGAAGUGGAUCUUGAUGAUGGACUAUGAUUGCUGACUUAGAAACCAAUGUUCAGAAGUUUAUUGUAGCUGUAAUUCUCCAGGAAGAAAGGCCAGCUAACUGUUUAGGCUAUUAACCUGCAUGAGUGAAGUGCAAAUGCUUCAGCAGAAGUUCUCUGCUAACACUUCAGGAUUGUACAUAGGUUUACAAGUUGUAAGGAAGAGAUUAUUUUUGAGAAUGUUGGCAUGGGCCUUCUUGGCAAGAGUCAGGGAGUGGAAAGGAACUGAAAUGUGGUAGUCAAAACUCAUUUAAUCACAGGACCACUUUCUGAUGCAACAUAAUCCAAUAACAUGUGGUAUGAUUCCACUUCUGUCAAGUAAGGAAUUAGUGCAAAGGUUCCACAAGAAUAUGGGGAAAUACUUGUAUUAAUAAACUGAAUUAAAUAUGGUAAUGAGAAUGUCUCCUCUGCAUCUAAUAGUAUGAUUUGUUGAUGCAGAUCCAAGGACAAACUUUAUAGAAACAUUCUCAAAAGGCUUUCUACAUAGAAAUCAGCAGUAUUUUAUGAAGCAGGAUUCUAUCAGAGAUCACAUUUUGUACUCCUACUGUAUAAAAUGGACACUUUGGACAAGUUAAUGAAUGAAUGAUUAAAGACGCUACUAAAGUAGCAAAGCACAGUCAUAUUUUAACAGUGCUUUUCUUGACCUCUUAGAUGUAGAAAAAAGUUUUAUUUAAUCGAAAAAGUGAGUUUAUUACCAGAAAUGUUAACAUUUUAAAGGGAUGUCAUCAAUCUUGCUUUAUAAUAAACCAUCAAAUAUUUGUCUUGACACUUCUAUAAAUUGUUCUGUUAAUGCAAAAGUUUACGUUAGAAAAAGACAAUUAGAACACAGUUUUUAAAAGCAUGAAAUUUAAGUCCAUCAUAAAAGUAAUAAAACUGUUAACACUGUAUUGCAGUUUUUUAUUUACAAUCCAUUGUAUAAUUUGUUAAAUUAUAAGAGAAAUAUAUGGGCUACGAUUACAAAUAUCAAACUUGAUUGAAGUAGGAAGUCAUAUUACGCAACUCAAACCUAGUAAGUUUAAAAAAUAUACAUUUUAGGUGUCCUAGUUUCUGCGAAUUUAUGUAACAUCUGCCUGGAUUUUCUUAUAUUUUUUGUUACUGUAGUGUGCUGUAAUCGAAGUAUUCUUCCCUCUUAAAAGAAAACAACUAUAUAUCUUACAAUGUAGAAAAGUAAUAUUUAACUGUCUUAGAUUGCAAUGCAAGAUGUAAUUAGAAGUAUGCAUUCUAUCACCAUCUGUUGAAACCAGAUGGGGAAGUGUUCUUUAACUCUUGCAUGACCCAUUUCUCGUAACUCCAGGGGGAUAUCUUCUUUUAAUGGGCCAGCUGUUAAAACCAGGUGGGGCAGUGUUCUUUAUCUCUUCCAUGACCCAUCCUCCUUCCAGGUGAUAUCUUCUGUUAAUGGGCCAUUGAGUCUCAUUGCAUGACUGAUAAAAUUACAUCAUCCCAUUGUGAAAUGCGCCAUUCAGGGGGAGGAGCCAGGCAUUCCUACCUGGAUAUAAUCUGAGAUUUGGAGCACAGGCAGUCUUUUUCCACUGGAUUCCCAAAGGAAGACCCGACCCUUCUAGACCACCACUGGACCUUAGAAGGAAAACUACGCCUUUCUACAGGAUCACUGCUUCAACAGAGCCACAUGUGUCACUCCUGGAGGACUGCAGCCACCAUUUAAUCAGACUGCUAUCACCACCCUGACCCACAGGGUGUCAAGUCAUAUUCUGACUUUGUCUGCUUGAGCAGGAAAAUUAUUUUUUGUGAACUAACUAUUUCUAAGCUUUAAAGAACUGCUGCAGAUAAAAUUCAAGAUUUGUAGGACUUAGUUAAGAACUUAAAAUCAAUUGCUGCAAAUAAUUUUGGGAGCAGAGGAGAGCAGCAGGAGCACUGGGUAGAGGGGCUGGGUUCAGUUACGGGGUAUGGAGCUGCUGCAUGCAUGGCACGUUCGGCAGGACUUAGAGGCUGUGCGGCACGGUGAGACCAUGGCACAUGACACAAUGCAGAGAAGGACAUGACGACCUUGGAAGAUUUCAGCAAGCCCAGCUUGAGGAAGGAAAAGUAAAGGAGCAAAAGCCUUUCCUUGCAUCAGAGCGUAAUGAGCUGCCCAAAACUGAGAAAUGGAGUAGACAGAUCACUGGGGAGAUUUCUGAGAAAGUGGCACAGAUCCAAAAUGCUGGAUUGGGUGAAUUGAGAAUUCAGGACCUGAAUGAUGAAAUUAACAAACUUCUGAGGGAGAAAGGACACUGGGAAUACAUAAUACAGGAGCUGAGAGUUCCUGAUUAUGCUAGGAUUGGCCUGAAAAUGUUAGAUCACAAAGGGAAAGUAGUUCCAGGAAACAGAGUCUACAAAUACUUUGAGGCUGCAAAGGACUUGCCAGGAGUUAAAGAGCUUUUUGAAAAGGAACCCCUGCCACCCCCACGGAAGACCUGGGCUAAGCUUAUGAAGGACACUGACACCACGAAGACCCGGGUUAAGCUUAUGAAGGAUAUUGACACCGAGUACUAUGGCUACAGAGUUGAAGAUGAUGGGAUUCUGGAGCCCCUGGAGCAGGAACAUGAGAAGAAAGUUAUAGCAGGAUCAAUGGAAAAACGGAAAAUGGAGAGAGAAGCACGACUUGCAAGAUUUGAGGAGGUGGAGGAAGAAGACAUCUGUGGUAUCCGUGAAGAAGAGGCUGAUGAGGAAGGUGGCAAGGAGAGAGAUGGUAAAGAUGGCCAACAGAAAUUUAUUGCCCAUGUUACAAUGCCAACUCAACAGCAGAUUGAAGAAGCUCUUGUACAAAGAAAGAAGAUGGAGCUGCUCCAGAAGUACGCCCGUGAAAUCCUCCUGGCACAGAGUGAUGAGGCAAAGACACUUUUAGGAUUGUGACAUUGCACCAUACCUUUAUAACUGAAUGAUCCUGCAUGGAGACAAAGCCACCCAUUUCUUUAGUGGGUUUUUUCUUCUAUUUUUCAGGUUUUUCAGCUUCUCUGGCUUUUUGUUUCACACAGCUCUUUGGCUGUAUUUUCCUCACAUCUCUGGCUGUUGCUAGCUCUGGCUGUAUUUUUGCAGAUUUUCACUGCUGGGUCGGGCUCGCCUCUGGUCUUUUCCAGGUUUUUACUGUGGGGACAGGCUCUGCAUGCACUGUGCUCUUUGUCCCUCCACUCUGCCUGCAGGAAAUGGCUGUUGUCCUCACACUGAGUAACCAGGGGUUAUGACCGGGGUGUGUGGGUCACAGACAGAGACAAUAUACACCCCAGAAUUCUCAUGCAACAGCAGUGUAUUUUAUUCUCCCUAUAUCCUUAAAUAGGAGAAUUUGAAUCUCCUGGUCCAGACAGCUCAUUGGUCUGGCUUAAACACCAGCUCCUGUGCCAGUGAGAUGUCUGCAGCUUAGGGAAGAAUGUGAUUGGGUGAAGUCCCUGUAUGUAUUCAAAUCCAUCCCGUCAUAGCUCAACCCAGGGGCUGGUUUAUGGAACCAGGCUAGGUUUCUUAUUUAUAAGCAAAUUAAUUGCCUAAUACAAGCUAGCUUGUACUGUAACAUGCACCUUUAUCCACUUGUUUCAGGCUGUGUGUUUUCUGUCCCACACCACAGGACAAGUGUACCAGUGGGAAAGCAGUGGUUGUUAAUUUUCCAAAGAGUAAAAACACUGCUCAUCAUCAGUCAGUUUCUUCAAUACAUAGGGUGUUAGCCAGAACCUAACCUGAUCCUCCCUACAGGAGGUGCUCUCAUCAAAAUACCUUUGCUCCCAAACCUGGUCUGACAAAAGAGUACCAUCUUGGAUAUGACUACUUUCUGUGGUUGAGAUGGGCAUGUAUACAAGAAAUGGGAAAACUAUUUGAAUACCUUAAAGUAAUUUUAAAAAGCCUGCCAAUUUGGAGUCUAAACCAGAUUUUCUGAUGUCAAUUGAAACCCUGCUCUAGACACACACACACACACACAGAAAUCCCCUUUGAUUGCAGUCAACUUUGAAUGUGACCUUAACCCCACAGAGAUUAAUAUUUCUCAGUGUAUAAACUUCAGCAAGUUGAAAACACUUAAAAUAUUUUCCCAGAAACAUUUUCAAUGAACUGUAAUAAUCAAAAGGUUUCUUCUGACUUGCUAUGCAAUGAAUUGUCCUAUGUCAAAACAAAAGUAAAAUUUAGCUGAAUCAUGGGCUAUGUUAAACAUGUACAAUUUAUUUUUUCCUUUCUUGUCUUUAAGCAGGACCAGUAUCCUAAGAUUGCUUUUAUACAGUAUUA